AUGGCACCCCCCUUCCGCGCCGACCAGGUGGGAUCCCUCCUCCGGCCAAAAUCGCUUGUCGAGGCACGCCGUAGGGCUCUCCUCCCGCGUGAUAAUCUCCGGGCGGGGUCUCGGGCUGGCGAGAGCCAAGGCGAGGACAAAGGCGAAGACGGAGUCAAGCACGAAAACGACAUUCCCACCGGACAUGCUCAAGUCCAAAAUACUGGCGAUGCCGACGCCGACCCCGAGACCCUCCUCAAAAGGGAACAAGACCACGCCAUCAAGGCCGUGGUGUCGGACCAACUCUCCCGGGGCAUCCUCCCCAUCACGACGGGCGAAUACGAACGCAGCAUCUUCUACGGCAACUUCUUCGAGUCCCUCGCCGGUUUCGAGAUGCGGUACACCCCUCUGGAGCACUUCCGGGCGGGGUUUCCCACGAACCGCCCCCUGCUGGAGUGGGGCGUCAAGGGCCGUGAUGCGGGAUUUCCGACGGCGAACCCCGUGCGGCAUGCCAAGUCGGCAUACCUGGACGACUGGCUGUUCUUGAGAAGUCUGUUACCCGCGGACAGGUGGGGGGAUUGCAAAAUGACGGUCCCGCCGCCGGGGUGGUGGCAUGUGCAAUUGAAGGAGCCGUUCGACAAGGACCUGUACGGCAGUGAUGAAGCGUUGUUGGGCGAUCUGAGCGCGGCGCUCCGCCGGGAGAUCCGCACGCUGUAUGAUGCCGGUUUGCGCGUCGUGCAGGUCGAUGACCCGAAUUUGAGUUUCUUUUGCGACGAGGAAUGGAUCGCGACGUGCAAAGCCGAGAACGUCGAUCUCGACCGUCUGUUAGAAUUAUACAUCAAGUCGCACACCGACGCCGUGGCACACUUACCACCCGACUUGACGGUGGGGAUACACAUUUGCAGAGGCAAUUUCCCCAACGGGGUCGGCCUCGCGAGCGGGAGUUACGAGCGCAUCGCCCAGAAGAUCUUCACCGAGACGCCUUACAGUGUGUUUUAUCUGGAGUUCGACUCGCCCCGGGCCGGUGACUUCACGCCCUUGAAAUACCUGCCUCGCGAAAAAGCCGUGGUGCUGGGCGUCGUGACGACCAAGUCGGCCGAGAUGGAAAGUCUCGAAGCCUUGAAGGAUCGCGUGUAUCAGGCCGCGGACGUGAUUGCGGAGGGUCAGGGCGGGGGCCGUACGCGCGAGGAUGCGCUGAGGGACAAUUUGGCCGUGAGCCCGCAGUGUGGGUUUGCGAGUGAUCAUUCCGAGGGCGGCGUGGGCAUGACAAGGGAGACCAUGUGGGAGAAGUUGGACUUGGUGAAGAGGCUGGCGGAGGAGAUCUGGCCGGGCUGGAGUACGAGGUGA
Messenger RNA from Cladophialophora yegresii CBS 114405, 1326 nucleotides. RefSeq lists its product as uncharacterized. The record is from RefSeq and is a predicted model, not a curated record. Lineage: Eukaryota; Fungi; Ascomycota; Eurotiomycetes; Chaetothyriales; Herpotrichiellaceae. The transcript is spliced from 2 exons. Bases 1 to 1326 code for a protein of 441 amino acids. Gene Ontology annotation, molecular function: zinc ion binding; 5-methyltetrahydropteroyltriglutamate-homocysteine S-methyltransferase activity.